UUGUAAAUGACUAGAUAAGAUGUUCUUUAUUAAUCCUAGUGGGAAAUGUUGGUGUCACAGCAGUACCUGACAGUAAUUGAAAAUAAAUUUUAAAUUAUAAUAUGGGCGAGAACUACAAAAAAUAUUAAGAAAAAGUUAUUUAUCUAUAGACAAGGAGUGUCCAGUGGUGUCGUUUGACCUCUUAAGACCAGUAGUUUCAUCAUAUUCAGGAAAUCGCUUGUGUUUGAGUUUUGCUUGUUGUUAGCAUCAGACCAACUUUUACUUUAUAAGGAACGAUCAUGUGAGAUGAUCUUCUGUGGAAACCACACGAAACCAAUAAUGUAGUGAUGUCACGGAAGGCCCCCUUUCACACGGGUGUUCAAAGACCUGAAGUCAGAGAGGAAGUGGUGCAGAAGGCAGGCAGCAGGCAUUGUCAAGUGCUACAACCAUGGCGACAACUACCCUCCAGCUUACCAUCCUGAUGUUAUUCACAAACUCUUGUCGGGCCGCGUGGGAGAGCGUGACCUUGAUGAAGGGCAGCACGUUGACCCUGAGCUGUCCCCUGGACAACGCCAACAGUGCGGAGUGGCAGAACCCCCAUGGCAUCAUGUUCUUCAAACACGACAAAGGUUUAGGUAUAAAGGACAGGCGCUUCAGAAUAGAAAAGCUGUCCAGCAAAUGGUUCGAUAUCAGCGUGUCUGACGUCACCUUUAAAGAUGGCGGCGACUACAGAUGCACUCUGUACGGCAGUGUGGUCACGACGAAGGUUUUUAGAGUGACAGUGCUCGGUCCAGUGCAGCUUUUUAAGAUCAAAACGGGAAUCGUUAAAUGCAGCGCAGGGGCAAGCAAUCUUCCUCCGAAUAUCUUCUGGCAAAUAGGUGAUGCGAUCCAAAUUCAUGCAAAGCCACACUACACAUAUAAAAACCAUUCAGGGAAACACAACUCUGAGGAAUUGUUGAGGUUCAAGGCUCUCAAGACAGACAAACUGUGUUGCAUUGUGAUGCAACCACAUCUAAACACUGAACCUCUGAUGAACUGUGUCAAAGUCAGGGCAACUUCCAAAAGAAACCCUCCAAAAACCACGACCUGGUCACCUACAGAACCUCAAGGAUCAACAGACUUGCAGAGUAUGACAACAACUUGGCCUGAAAAGGACCAGAGCACCGAAGUCACAAUGAAAGCCAUCAACCUGAUCAAGGCUUCACCUGAGGCCACAACUCUUGAGGCCACUGCUAGCAAAACUGUGUCUAUGAGGGAUAUUCCUUCUGCUGUAGACCAAUCCCAAGGGGCGACAGACUCCUGGAGAGGAACAAUUCCAGAGACAGUGGUGUCAACUGGAUGGACUCCCAGCACUAGUGUUGCACAUGUACCAGUCACUGAGUCACCAGAUAAGAACAUAACUGUAUACACAUCCCAUAAUAGUACGGAGGGCAACAGAACCAAAGGUAACUUGGAAGAGAUGGAAAAACGAAGUGGAGAAAAAGCGAAUGGCACAUUGCUCAUAUUCCUUGUCACAUGCCUGAUAGUCGCUCUUUCCGUGGUUGUUCUCUUUCUGGCCAUCAAGCUCAGGAGAGCUCACAUUCACUGGAAGCGAGAAAAUGAAGACUCGGAUCCAUCAAUUGAGAGCAACAAAUCCAAAUCAAGUGACGAGGAGAGAUGGUGGAUGGGUCAAAAGUGCAGAGGGAUUUUCAAUAUUGCCUUCACAAAGUAUGUAACUGAGGAGCCCACAGGUGUUUCCAUUGUAACAACCCCAGAUGCAAUGCCAACCAAAGUGAACCUCCCACCAGUGGAGGCUUCUCCAAGUCAUUUUAGCCCACAUUAUGAUGCUCCGGCCCCUGUUAGGGAGACAGAGCUAUAGUUGAUCACUUCAUUGCUUCCUUUUUAAAUACUUUUUUUAAUGUUAAUGUUUUUAUGAUUGUUUGAUGAUGUUUUUUUAUUCAAAUUUGCAUUAAAGUAUAAUUCCGGUGUAAAAUGAAUUUGGGAUAUGUUUUGUAUGAUAACGAGUUGAAACGUUCGUUUUGGAGCACAAAAACCGCAUAAAGUGACGCUUUCUUCAGUUGGCUGUUUUUAGCCGAUUCUAUCAAAACACUAUAAACUUGGAACAAUGGGGCCACUGGUUAUCGUAAAAACUAAAUCGCUAUUUUUCACCACUUAAAAGGCUAAAAGUAGCCCAACACUUCUUUGGUAGUAUAAUAAGCGUCUUAACAUAUAAAACGGGGCAUUGAGAACUUUGUAAGUGUAAAGAUUGUUUAUUAAAAAGGACAUUUUAUAAUUUCUGGUUACUUUUAGCCUUUUAAGUGGUUUAAAACAGCGAUUUCGUUUUUACCAUAACCAGUGCCCCCAUCGUUCCAAGUUUAUAGCGUUUUGAUAGAAUCGGCUAAAAACAGCCAACUGAAGAAAGCGUCUAUAUGCUCCAAAACGAACGUUUCAACUCGUUAUCAUACAAAACAUAUCCCAAAUCCAUUUGACACCGGAAUUACCCUUUAAUAAACGGUCAGAUUUGUACAUUAUAUAUUUUUGGUCAAUGCUCAUAUGUAAAUAAAUAUUUGUUAAUGUUUUACUCCCUUUUCUGAAAUGAAUAAUUUCCAUGUGCCAUCAUGCUACCUUUACAAUUAUCUUGGCUCUUGACACCAGUAACCUCUCGAUGAGAAUGCUGUUCAUUGGGCUCAGCAUUUAACACCAUCAUCUCCCAUCCAAGCCACAUACUGUUUCACCUCCUCCCGCCUGGGAGGCGCUGCAGCAGGACUCACCGUUCUCAGAGUAGGCCUAUCCUAGCCUGGGUAUACCCCGUUAUUUUUCCCGCGCGAUUUCAUUCAAUGUAGAUUGAGAUGGAGGUCUGGCGUUAGCCAGGCUAGGAGUAGCCUACUCUAGUCUGGCUAUUGCCAGACCAAGCGCAAUUGUAGAUUGUACGUUGGUCUCAUGGACCUAUUAAAGAAGGUUGGUCUGGGGAAGCUGCCUUCAUUUUCUUCAGCAGCACAAGAGGCAUGUUCAACGGGCCUAGUUCUCCAACUGACUCUGUACCGAUUGGUUGCUUGCCGUCGCUUCCCUGUCGUCAUUGUGUUAAACCAGCUAAUAGCGCGACAAGGGGAAAAGCCAGCUUGGUGAUUGGCCCCCCGCAAAAACGUAUCGGAAGCAGAAAGAAAUGUAUUUCUCAUCGCUAGUCCCUUGUAGCCUGUUCUUA
Gadus chalcogrammus (walleye pollock) is the source of this 3160-nucleotide messenger RNA. Its product is annotated as cytotoxic and regulatory T-cell molecule. The transcript has 11 exons. NCBI's taxonomy places the organism in Eukaryota, Metazoa, Chordata, Actinopteri, Gadiformes, Gadidae. The coding region runs from base 428 to 1837 and encodes 469 amino acids. Gene Ontology annotation, cellular component: plasma membrane. Gene Ontology annotation, molecular function: signaling receptor binding. Gene Ontology annotation, biological process: detection of tumor cell; cell recognition; positive regulation of natural killer cell mediated cytotoxicity directed against tumor cell target. The record is from RefSeq and is a predicted model, not a curated record.